AUGAGUGAGGAGCAACUGUUUGAAGUUCUUGGACUCCCAGAGAUUGAGCCACUGGAUCGUAUUGACGGCACGCCGUUAGAAACGGAACUACCGACUCAGCUGGCCAAGGCAGCAGAAUGGACUGAGUGGAUUGACGAGGACGAUGAAGACAUUCGGCUCCUUAAUUUGAGUGAAAGUUUUCUCCAGGGAGAGGAGCCUACAAGACUGGCUCAGCCGGGUAUAUUGCGGGUACCGGAAACGAUUUUCACGGAUUCGUUUGAUUAUCGUGUGGAUUUAUGGCGAGCAGGUUGCAUGAUAUAUUCCUUCCUAUUCACAACAUAUCCGUUCUGGUAUCUUGGCGAGGACGAAGUCUUGAUUCGCCAAAUGAUUAACUUAGUGGAGAAAUUGCCGGCCGAAUGGGAGUCUCAGUGGGAGUCCAUGAAGAUGGAUUCCAGCCGCGAUUUAGAGAUAGAAAAGAAUUGCGAUAUGUCAAAACUUGAACGAAAGUUUUCAGGGAAUGUGCACGAACCAACACUCCAACCCCUACUACAAGUGAUUCGAGGAUUAAUGCGAUUUCUACCAAGAAGUCGCAUUUCUGCCGAUGAGGCACUCGAGAUGGUGUGCAAUAUUCAGGAAGCAUAA
Molecule: messenger RNA, 621 nt
Organism: Aspergillus affinis
Lineage: Eukaryota; Fungi; Ascomycota; Eurotiomycetes; Eurotiales; Aspergillaceae
Exons: 3
Coding region: 1-621 (206 amino acids)
Source: RefSeq, a predicted model, not a curated record